AUGGAGCACAAAGAGACUGCGCCGUCACAAGGUUCAUUCGCUGCAGGUGCUGGAAUAAUCGGCGACACCGACUCGAAACAGGGCUCGACGAUGACGCUGCAGCGGCUGGCAGCGCUCAGAUCGCUGAUGGCGACCCAGCCUACAGCGCUUGCUGCUUACAUCAUACCGACGGCAGACGCGCACAAUUCGGAGUACAUUGCGCAGGCGGACGCGCGCCGCGAGUGGAUCACCGGGUUCACGGGCUCCGCCGGCACCGCCGUGGUGACCGCAGCCCACGCCCUGGUCUGGACCGACGGGCGGUACUACACCCAGUUCGAGAAGGAGGCGGACACCGCUCUGUGGACCCUGAUGAGACAGUCGCUUCCUGACACACCGACCAUGGAAAAAUGGCUGACCGCGAAUCUCGACGCUGGCUCAGUGGUCGGGGCAGACCCUCACACGAUGAGCAGAGAGGAGUGGACUCCACUGCAGAACGCCUUGAAGAAGGCCAAGAUGGACCUCAUAGCCGUGUCGAACAACCUCGUGGACCAAGCGAGGGUCCAGAUGAAGGACCCGCCCCCACCCAGGCCCCACAACGAAAUUAUGCCGCUGCCUGUAAAGUAUACGGGUAAAGCUGCCGGAAAGAAGAUAGAAGAGCUUAGAGAGAAGAUGAAAGAGAAGAAAGCAUCCGCCCUAGUCAUCACCGCUCUGGAUGAAGUAGCAUACACUCUGAACUUACGCGGCUCCGACAUCCAGUACAACCCGGUGUUCUUCUCUUACCUGGUGCUGACCCAGGGUGGUGUCAAGCUGUUCUGGGGCGACGGCAAAUUGUCCAAGGAGGUGGUGGAGCACCUGGCCUCCGAGGGGGCGAAGGUCGAGGGCUGUCCGUACGGGGGCAUAGUGGACCAUCUGCACUCAAUGGCGAAAGAGCUCUCGGAGUGCGGCGACGGUGACCACUCGAUCUGGCUCACCAGCGACGGCAGCGAGGCAGUUCACCGUGCGGCGGCCGGGGAGGGUGUGCUGAAGAAGCCGCUGGACCUAAUAUCGGAGGUGUCGCCUGUGGCAUUGGCGAAGCUGAUCAAGAACGAAGUGGAACUGCAGGGCUUCCGAGAUUGUCACGUGCGUGAUGGCAUAGCUGUGGUGAGGUUCUUCCGAUGGCUACACUCGGAGAUCGACGGUGGCGCCACCGUCACGGAAAUCCAGGCGGCCGACCGACUGCUAGAGUUCCGCAAGGAGGAGGUGGACUUUCUUGGGCCGUCUUUCGAGACUAUUGCCGGUGCCGGAGAGAACGGUGCGAUAAUACACUACAGCCCCUCCAGAACGGGGGAGCAGAGAGUGAUCAAGAAGGACGACAUGUUUCUUCUCGACUCCGGUGGGCAGUACAGGGACGGCACCACGGACAUCACGCGGACCCGCCACAUGAGCGGGAAUCCCACUGCGGAGCAGAAAGAAGCCUUCACCAGGGUGCUGAAGGGGCAGAUGGGCAUCGGCGGCGCACUGUUCCCGCAGGGGGUCAAGGGCAACGUGCUGGACAGCCUGGCGCGCCUCCACCUGUGGCGGGUGGGGCUGGACUACGCGCACGGCACCGGCCACGGCGUGGGCCACUGCCUCAACGUGCACGAGGGCCCCUCGGGGGUCUCGUGGCGGCCCUACGCCCACGACCCGGGCCUGCGCCCCCGCCAGCUGCUCAGCAACGAGCCCGGCUUCUACAAGGUGGGGGAGUACGGCAUCAGGCACGAGGACCUGGUGGAGACUGUUGCCAUCACCAAGGAAUCGGAGCAUCCCAGGGCUUCGGGGCUCGUGGGAGACUUCGACGGGAGGGGGGUGCUCGGCUUCAGCACCCUGACCCUGGUUCCCAACCAGUGGGAGUGCAUCGACGUCACUAUGUUGGACGACUUUGAAAUAGCCUACAUAGAGUCUUACAACGCGAGGGUGCUGGAGACCCUGGGCCCGGUGCUAGAGGAGCGCGGUCUGGCCGAAGACCUGGCCUGGCUCCGUGUACAGUGCAGGCGGCGGCCG
Molecule: messenger RNA, 1998 nt
Organism: Iphiclides podalirius (scarce swallowtail)
Lineage: Eukaryota; Metazoa; Arthropoda; Insecta; Lepidoptera; Papilionidae
Source: the annotation of a GenBank genome assembly